Molecule: messenger RNA, 2065 nt
Organism: Theobroma umbraticum
Lineage: Eukaryota; Viridiplantae; Streptophyta; Magnoliopsida; Malvales; Malvaceae
Source: RefSeq, a predicted model, not a curated record
UUGUACUGAUUAUUUAUUCUAAUUGUACCGAAGGGGAGGUGUUUGUUUGGGUUACCCGCAUGAUGAAACCCGAACCGAAUUCACCAACCCGAAAAAGCAAAAGAUGAGUGAGCCAAGGAGCAACGAAUUGGGUGCGAGCUUCUACACGGGAGAUAACCCUAGGAACUCAUUGUCUGGGCAAUCCACGUUUCAAUCCAACGGUGAAAUCCAUCAUUUCAUAUUGAGGCUUGUAUUCCUUUCUGCAUCGGAUCAGAGAAUCAUCGCCUCUCAAAUUAUCUUUGGAUGUCUCUCAGAAACUGUUGAUUCCAUGGAUUUAGAUAAGGAAGUUGGGACAGUAGACAGCUCUGUAGAAGAAAAGACAGCCGAACAAGAAGUAAGAGAAAUCGUAGAGCCCUAUGUGGGUAUGGAAUUUGAAUCUGAAGAUGAUGCUAGGAAAUUCUACGUAGAGUAUGCCAGACAGGUAGGAUUUGUGGUGCGCAUUAUGCAGCGCCGUCGUUCAGGAAUUGAUGGAAGAACUCUUGCUCGCCGUCUAGGAUGUAACAAACAAGGCUUCUCUCCUAAUCAUAAGGGCACAUUUGGACCAGACAAGAAGCCUCGCCCUAGCGCACGAGAAGGUUGCAAAGCUACUAUCUUGGUAAAGAUGGAAAAGACUGGAAAAUGGGUUGUUACGAGAUUUGUAAAGGAGCAUAAUCAUCCUCUUAUUGCCACGGCCAAUGGAUUCAGUACUACGGGUGAUAAGGACAAGAAAAUUGAAGAACUCACUAUGGAGUUAGCACAUCAAGAGCAAUUAUGUUCAGCUUAUCGAGAAAAGUUGUUCACUUUUAUGAAUAACGUAGAGGAGCAAACAGAAGAACUAUCUUCAAAAAUUCAAGUUAUUGUUGACAAUGUUAGGAAGCUUGAAUCUGAAACGCAGAGAUUCUCCCACCAUAGAUAUCGGAAAAUGGUUAUACUCUUAGAAGGAGAAAACCUUUUUGCCCGUAUUAGGAGCACCCUCUUGGAAGCUGCAGCUAGAAACCAGAGACCUGCUGCCAAACAGCUGAAAUGGUCAUUAUUGGUGGACAGGACUAUGUGUAUAAUGGAGAGCUCAUCUAGUCAAGGGAUUGAUUCAGAUGAAAGUGCAAGGUGUUUGCAAGUUGAAAACUUUGAUGAGCAGGAAUUGGUUGAUCAUGAGCUUUCAGACAACAUUGAUUUAUGCAUGGGAGAAGUUGACAAGAUUAUAGAAGAGUCCACUGAGAGUUUACCGUUGUUAAGCAAUGCUGUGGAACCAUGUAUUGGCAUGGAGUUCAAGUCAAGAGAUGCUGCAAGGGAAUUUUAUGUUGUUUAUGGCAGACGCACUGGUUUUACAGUGCGAAUCCAUCAUAAUCGACGAUCACGAAUAAACAAUAUGGUAAUUGGUCAGGAUUUUGUUUGUUCAAAAGAAGGUUUUCGUGAAAAGAAAUAUAUGUACAGAAAAGACAGGGUUCUUCCUCCCCCACCUAUCACUCGAGAAGGCUGCCCUGCGAUGCUGAGGUUGGCUUUAAGGGAUGGGGUAAAAUGGGUUGUUACCAAAUUUGUAAAGGAGCAUAAUCACUCAUUCAUGUCACCAGGAAAGGUACCAUGGCGCGGGUCUGCCAAAAAUUUGAUCAGUGAGGAUGAGAAGGAUCAGAGAAUACGGGAACUAACCCAAGAGCUGAACAAUGAAAAACAAAAAUGUAAAAGGCGGUGUGCGGCUUACCAGGAACAAUUACGCACAAUAUUGAAAUUUGUUGAGGAACAUACUGAUCAAUUAUCAAAAAGAGUUCAAGAUAUAGUCGAGAACAUAAGAGAACUUGAAGAUGCCCAGCUGGAAGAUUCAGAUUGCAGCUAUGUUUAGUCUAUCUUCCGGCUAGGCAUAAAUAUGUCUGAUACAUUGUACAAUUCCUUUUUCCACCCUCGUUUGGAUUUACCCUAUGGUGAUUAUACUAGUGCAAAUAUAAGUUAAUUUGGACCAUUCCCUGCACACUUGAUUUUAUAUUGCAAGGCCUUUUGUGGGGACUGUAAAGCGCAAAAUGUGCAAAAGAGAACAUCAAGACUAGAAUUCUAUUUA